AUGAAACAAUCUCAUAAUGAAUUCGAUGAUCGUUUCAUAACAACUAAUCAAGAUUAUGGUUCUUUUUAUUUUGGUCGAUUACAACAUAAUCAGACAGAUCCAAAUAAAAUUGAAUAUGAAUUGUCUAUAAAUAAUCAAGUUCGAAAUGAACGUCGUCAAUUACCAUCUAUUGCUUAUGAUAUUAUGUUUGAUCCUGAAAUCUCUAUUGAUGAACUGGUAGAAUAUAUGAUAGCAAUUACAGUACCACAUGAAUAUCUAGGUAUGCCUUCUAUAGAUCCUAAUCAACCGUAUCCAGGUACCGAAAACGAAUGUGCAAGAACACCACGUCUACAACAUAUUCUCGAACAUUUUCAAAAAGCUAAAAAAAUGGUUGCCGAUAGUAAACAACAAUUUGAUUCAAAAGCAAUUAGUUCUCAAUCUAUGCUAGGCUUUAAAUAUAUUUAUAAUCCUUUUGUCAACGCUAGACCAUUUCGUCAAUCAUAA
Molecule: messenger RNA, 483 nt
Organism: Rotaria sordida
Lineage: Eukaryota; Metazoa; Rotifera; Eurotatoria; Philodinida; Philodinidae
Source: the annotation of a GenBank genome assembly